Pleuronectes platessa (European plaice) is the source of this 2374-nucleotide messenger RNA. RefSeq names its product free fatty acid receptor 2. The record is from RefSeq and is a predicted model, not a curated record. Gene Ontology annotation, cellular component: plasma membrane. The coding region runs from base 579 to 1589 and encodes 336 amino acids. NCBI's taxonomy places the organism in Eukaryota, Metazoa, Chordata, Actinopteri, Pleuronectiformes, Pleuronectidae. Gene Ontology annotation, biological process: cellular response to fatty acid; G protein-coupled receptor signaling pathway. The transcript is spliced from 2 exons. Gene Ontology annotation, molecular function: G protein-coupled receptor activity.
UUUUUUUUUGCUCCUUGAGCUGAAAUUCUCUAUUUGUUUUGUAUGAAUUCUAUUUUUCUUGAGCUUUGAAUUUCCUUCAGUAGUUAAAGUCAUUAUGUUUAUGAGGGUCAUCAUUUUCACAACAUGUCCAGUGUUAGUGAGCAGUGAUACAGUGGAGGCUGGGAGCUGGUGAUAAAGAAGAAGCAUCACUGUUGUGUAUUUACAAGGCUAGAGGAAGCAAUCAGACGGUUUAUAUACAAAAAAAAAAACAUGUGCAGGAGCAAAACACCGGCUCCUCAUGAAGAGAUGAUUCAGCUCCACUGUAAACUCUGAGCAGAGCUCCAAGCCCUCGAGGAAACGAUGAGCGUUGGUCUAUCGGCCGGGAGAAGAAGAGAGCCACGCUGUCUCCACGGGUUUGUUCCAGGCAGCUGACCCAACAAGACGCCUCCGUCCCCUGUGGUCCUGACCGCCCCCCCCCACCGUGCUGCCGUGUGUGAUCAACCACCCCCACUCCACAUCAGAGUCAAGGACAUAGUGCGACACAUCUUGAUCCCUGGUUGACUGAGUGACAGAUUGAGUGACCUACACCGGGCGCCACCAUGCAGGAGUGCCACACCGGCCUGUGUCUGUCCGUCUACAUCAUCACCUUCGUGCUGGGCUUCCCCGCCAACAUCCUGGCCUUCUACACCUUCUGCAAGAAGGUGAGGCAGAAGCCCACGCCGAUCGACAUCCUCCUCCUCAACCUGACCAUCUCCGACCUCCUCUUCCUCCUCUUCCUGCCCUUUAAGAUGCAGGAGGUCAUGGACGACAUGGUGUGGCACAUGCCCUACGUCCUCUGCCCGCUGUCCGGCUUCGUCUUCUACAUGACCAUCUACAACAGCACCUCCUUCCUCACGGCGGUCAGCGUGGAUCGCUACCUCGGCGUGGCGUUCCCCAUCCACUACUCCGUGAAGCGGCGACCUAUGUACGCCGUGAUCGCCAGCAUCUUCUUCUGGAUUUUCUCCUUCCUCCACCUGAGCAUUGUGUUCAUCGUGCCCUUCAUCGGCCGCGUGGAGUCUCCGAACAGCACCGUGGGCCAUAAUGCCUCGGGUGAGGUGUGUUAUGAGAACUUCACCAAGGCUCAGCUGGAUGUGCUCCUGCCCGUGCGUCUCGAGCUCUGUGUGGUGCUUUUCUGCAUCCCUUUCCUGAUUUGCAGUUUCUGCUACAUCAACUUCAUCAGGAUUCUGUCCAAGCUGCAGCACAUUGACCGGCGCCGGCGCCUCCGGGCCAUCGGCAUGGCGUUAGGAACCCUGCUGGUGUUCGCUUUGUGCUUUGGCCCUUACAACGUCUCUCACAUCGUGGGUUACAUAAAGUGGAAAAGUCCCGACUGGAGAGACAAGGCCCUGCUCUGCAGCACCUUCAACGCCUGUCUCGAUCCUCUGAUCUUCUACUUCUCCUCCUCUGCCGUGAGGGAAACUGUGAGCAGUGUGAUACAAGGGGUUAAGAGUCGCCUCCCCGGGUGCACGUGCAGUCCCGUUCCCUGGGGCUCGUGGGGGCGAGACAAAAAGAACAAAAACCCCAACCCUGCGAGAGAUAAGGAACACACACAAGAGGAGGCCAAUGCUAUCUGACUGAAAUGCAGCUAAGGACAGCGGCUUUGACUAAUUUGUUUUUACAACCCUGGAAGCAGGAAAUUAAUGUCGUGUUUAUGUUUUUACAUGUGAGAAGAUUGCUCGUCGUGCAGGACACAGCGCGGCGCGGCGCUGUUUGACUCUGUGAUCAACUUCCUGCUCAGGAACGAGACAGCAGAGGAACUCUUCUGUCUGCAGGAGCAAGAGGCGGCUGGUUUUUUUGUGCAGCUUAACAUGCAAAAGAUGCAGAGACGGGCGACUUGGAACUGUCACAUUCAAAUGAACAAUAUUUAUUACACAACAGCAGGACUCUGCAAGAUCUCCAUUAAUGCAGUCGGGCUCCGCGGUGGAGACGCCAACAAAAACAAUGACUAAGCAACAGGACGUCGUCUCUAGGCAAUGAGACACAAAGCUCACCGACAAACAGGAAGUGUCAUAUGUUUGUAAAAAGAUGCUCAUGAGGUGUUCUGUUUAAGAGAAAUAGGGCUUAUAGAGUAGUUGCAGCUGUUUGAUAAUAUAUUUGUGUAUUUUGUUCUUUGUCUUAUACAAUUAAGGAAGUUCUUGUUUCCAGGAAGUGACAUUUACAUGUUUUGAAUCAUUUAAAUGACAAACAUGGUUGUAUUUAAAACACAUGCUGUACUUAGAAAGCAUAUGUGUAUGAAUAUAUGUAUGUGGAUGCAUGUUAUUUGUAUGGAAGCUGUAUGACAAGGGGUUGUAAUUAUAUAAGACAGAAUGUAAAUACAAUAUUUUCAUAUGCAAACCAUAAAAACACAUAUUUUACAUAA